AUGUCGGCCAAUACCCGUCCACAACUCAAAUUCUUUCUCUACUCGGACCCAGAGGAGGCAAAGAAGCCAGACAACAAGAGACAAGUCCGUAUCCACGUUGCCCGCAAUUCUCACGCAAAGACCCGAAACGCCCGGACCAAGACGACCAAAACAUGCCAAGCACGAGGAGGAAAUGAUUGCCUGCAGUACCAGGCCAGUGGGAGCACGUCUGGUGGGCAGGUCGCUUGUCGAAAUUGGGCCCUGUUACCGCCCAUGUCCUCUGGGCUGGGGUCCUCACCGUACCCUCCAGGGGUGAUGUUCUUUGACACAACCCUUCCGACUCGUUCAUACCCAGAUUUGCUGGCGUGGGUGCCGUCUACAGGGCCGGCUCAAGGUCUCCUCCAGGAGCUGUCACUGGAGGAGAAGUUUCUAUUAGACCACUUUGUCACAGUCCAGGUUUCCCAAUGGCGAAGCAAAUACGAAGCUGUUCAUCCACCCUUCGAUCUCAUUGCCUUCCGCCACAACUUCGUCACAAAGUUGGUGAUGCUCUGCAUUACGGACUUUGGGCUCAUACAGGCUAUCCUGUUGCUUUCAAGCCAGGUCUUUGCAAACAUGCACUAUAGCUCCGGCAACGAGGGACAGGGCAAGAGAUUCGAGCAGAACUCGUUCCAAUAUCGAGGCCGGUUGCUCCGGAAUAUGGCCGAGAACAUGCCACAUGAUCCUAGAUAUAUCACCGAUUCGAUCAUCGCAAAGGGCCUGUUCCUUACCUUCAAUGAGACUCUAGGUCUCGAUGGCUUCUUGGCUCAACUUUACACAUGGUGCAGUGAGGAGAUAGACGCUGCGAGGGAGGACAUUUGUUUCACAACAGCUUGA
Molecule: messenger RNA, 852 nt
Organism: Diaporthe batatas
Lineage: Eukaryota; Fungi; Ascomycota; Sordariomycetes; Diaporthales; Diaporthaceae
Exons: 3
Coding region: 1-852 (283 amino acids)
Source: RefSeq, a predicted model, not a curated record